UUUAUUCCCCUCAUUUUUAGGAGUCGCUCAAUUCUAAAAAUAAGAUGGCGUAAUUUCAAGAAUAUCUUUUGUUUCUACUGCUGCUUUGGAACCUUUGUGAAAGCUGUCUGAACAGAGCAACAGUGAAGCUUCAGAGAUGGAUGUAAAACCAAGGGAAUCGACUCCUGGCCGGCAUGAACGUGAUCAAGACAAUGAAAAUUACUCUGUGUCAUCUGAUAGUGAUAUCUCAACGGAAGCAGAUGAACUUGACCAUGAUGCGGAUGAUAAGAUCAGUUCAGAUUCUAAAAAGAAUCAAUAUGAUCUUACGGGGAGUGAUAUCUGUGAGAUUGAAGAAGAUGACCCCAAACAUGAUCUUCCCAGUGAAGUCGAUAUCAAAUCUGAACCGACUGAUGACUAUGAACUUGAGCAAGGUGAUGCACUUCCACCAGCUUCAGAACCUGAGGAGUGGGAGGGACCUGGAAAUGAGUUGGUCCCUGUUCCACUCAACCUCAUACCAGCCGAAGGAAAUCAGGGCCUAUUGAGAAUUGAUGUGGAAGACCCGCUCCACCCGGUACCAAGUGGACCUGUGAAUGUGAAAGAGGAACAACCAGAAGAAGACAUUGAGUCGAGUUUGUACAGUCUUGAUGAAGUUGCAGCCGCAAUUGAUCACAAUAUGGAACCAAAUCCAACUGAAGACCAUUCUGCUUCAUCUAUUGACAAGAGUGGUGAAAUAAAAACGUUGGGACCAAUAAAAGGACUUUCAAAGGCUGUUAAAGUAAAAAAGUCUGCAACAAAGGGUUGUUUGAAGGUUGCCAAGUCUCAAAGAUGUGACCAGUGUGAUAAAGCAUUCGUCUAUCCAAGUGAACUAGCACGGCAUAAACUGAUUCAUUCAGGAGUUAGACGACACGCCUGUGGCCAGUGUGAUAAAAUGUUUAAACUUCCUGGCGAUCUCAAAGCACAUCAGCGUCUACAUACAGGAGAAAGACCGUAUGCCUGUGACCAGUGUCAUAAGACAUACAAGAAAAGGUUUACUCUCACUGAGCAUAAACGUAUUCAUGCUGGUGUGAGACCAUAUAAAUGUGAUCAGUGUAAUAAAGCAUUUACUCGGAGUCAUGAUGUUUCUCUGCAUAAGCUUACCAAUCAUUCAACAGAAAAGCCAUUCAGCUGUGACCAGUGCGACAAAGAAUUUAAACGAUCGGGUGACCUUAAGAAACAUAAAUAUGUCCAUACAGGAGAAAGGCCAUUUACCUGUGGCAAGUGUGGUAAAUCAUUUAAGCAGAGUUCAGCCCUAGCUCUGCAUAAAAGUAUUCACACUGAAGAAAGGCUUUUUACAUGUGACCAGUGUGGUAAAUCAUUUAAGCAGAGUUCGGCCCUAGCUCGGCAUAAACAUAUUCACACUGAAGAAAGGCUUUUUACAUGUGACCAGUGUGAGAUGGUAUUUAAGCAGAGUUCUGCCCUAGCCCAGCAUAAACAUAUUCACACUGAAGAAACAUCUUUUGUGUGUACACUGAUGUGUAACAAGUGUGAUCGAAUAUUCCCUCGGAGUAACCUGUAUCAACACGAGCAAAGACCAUUUACAUGUGGCGAGUGUGAUAAAGCGUUUAAGAACAGUCCUGCCCUUGCUCUGCAUAUUGGUGCUCACUCCAAAGAAACGUCUUUUGCAUGCGACGAGUGUGAUAAAACAUUCACGAAGAGAAGCAGUCUGUAUCAACACGAAUGUGUUCACGACAAUGAAAGACCACUUCUGUGUGACGAGUGUGGUAAAAUAUUCUUACAGAGGUGCAUUCUCAAUGAGCACAAACGUAUUAUUCAUCCUGCAAUAAAAGCUUAAAAGCAUAGACAGUCUCAGGCAGAAAUAUAUCUCUGUACAGGCCAAGACACGAUGGAUGGAGGAAGGGAAAGCUUCUCAAUAUAAAUCACCUUUUUCUGACUUUGCAUCCAUUUAUGUAUUAAUUGAUACUUUCGAUAGAUGUUCUCAUGAUGUGGAGUACUCAGUAUUUCAAACCUUGACCAUGUAACAGGUUUUCUUGACUGGCCCACAUUUAUGUCCCAUGUUCAUACAAUGUUAUGUAACUACAUGUGCAGUCAGGGCCAAAACGAAAAAACGUGAUUGUUCCUUUGUCACGCUUUAUCCCGAUUGCUUAUAUCACAUGAAAACAUGAUUGUGUAAAUUCACGCAAAAACGUGAUUACAGCAUCACAUAAAAGCAGGAUUGAUAGUACAAUCACGGUUUAGCUUGAAUGAACCAAAUCAUGGCGAAGUCUGAUUGUAUCCACAUCUCAACAAAACGGGUACUAUCGGCAUUUGGUUACCGAUUUUUCGGGAUUUUAUUGACGAACAGCAGUGUCACUGUCAAUGCUACUGCAUUCCAUGUAUUCCUACCUAAAACCAAUAAACUUCUUAUAUUCAUCAUCAUCAUCAUCAUCAUCAUCAUCAUCAUCAUCAUCAUCAUCAUCAUUGGUUUGAGAGCUGCAUGGCCAAAUUGACCUCAGGCUCAUACAACAAUCGCAUGCGUUUUAAUGGGUGCAGACGGGAAUUCAUAACUUCCUCGAUAUGACCAUAAUGUUUCUAAUUAUAUAUUCUAAUUAUUGUUUCUAAUUAUAUACCACAGUGCCUGAUUCAGUUUAGUCCUUGUUAUUGUACUAUCCUGUAGUUGAACCUUGAUUCAGCAUUUUGCCAGUGCCUGUCCAAUCUGGCCUUAAAGGUGGUUAGUGUUGAGGCACUGACCACACUUACUGGGAGGCUAUUCCAGUAAUUCACAAUUCCUCUUGAGAAGAUGUAUUUUCCACAAGUUGCUUUACGAUCGCAACUUCUCAAGUUUGAAGGGAUGGCCUCUCGUUCUGCCAUUUGCUACCGGUGUUUGGGAUAGGCUAUUGUAGUUCCGACUGGAUUUAAAGUAUUUUAAACACUUCUAUCGUGUUCUGAGUCUGAGCCUCAUAGUUUCACUCAAUACCGGAUCCUCUGCAGAUCAUUUUAGUGGCCCUACGUUGCACUGUCUGCAACUUUUCAAUAUCUUGGGUUCUAAUAGGGGUCGAGGCUGUAUUGGCAUGUUCAAGUAAUGGCCUGACCACGGCUUUGUGCAGCAUUAUUAUGUGAAUUGUGAUUUAGUACCCUGGCAGUUUCUGCAUUGUGAAGACACUAUGAAAAGCCAUCUGAUAUCACAGGUUAUUAACAAGGUUAAUAAGCUAUUAUGUGCAAUCCCCGUCAGUCACGUGGCCAGAAUUCGGAAACCCAACUACUGAUGAUGAAUCAAUCAUAGAUUUAUGUAUUAUCUGUGUACUGUAUUUUGUUAUUUGGUGAUUUAAAACAGAACUAGAUUUCUGGAUUGAUUAUGAUGAUGAGCUAGCCUCGUUCUGGUGAAGCAGAGCAAAGGCCUUUCAUCCUGACGUAAUCAGAGGGCACCCAACUCGAAAACAAGGAUGGUUUCAGAAAACUUCAACAUCACGGAAAAACGUGACUAAACAAUCACGAUUUUUCGUGUUGGCCCCGACUGAUGUAACAUGUAUUUAGAAUAUACAUGUAAUUGAUGAAUAAAAUACAUUAUAUCCAAGUGAA
Molecule: messenger RNA, 3534 nt
Organism: Lineus longissimus
Lineage: Eukaryota; Metazoa; Nemertea; Pilidiophora; Heteronemertea; Lineidae
Product: zinc finger protein 345-like
Exons: 4
Coding region: 137-1810 (557 amino acids)
Biological process (GO): regulation of transcription by RNA polymerase II
Cellular component (GO): nucleus
Molecular function (GO): DNA-binding transcription factor activity, RNA polymerase II-specific; RNA polymerase II cis-regulatory region sequence-specific DNA binding
Source: RefSeq, a predicted model, not a curated record